Messenger RNA from Galleria mellonella (greater wax moth), 1065 nucleotides. RefSeq lists its product as uncharacterized. The coding region runs from base 214 to 441 and encodes 75 amino acids. The record is from RefSeq and is a predicted model, not a curated record. The transcript is spliced from 3 exons. Lineage: Eukaryota; Metazoa; Arthropoda; Insecta; Lepidoptera; Pyralidae.
GGCUGCGGUAACAUAGUUGUAUACAAAAACGUCAUUGUUCCAACUAUCGCAGACCUGUAUAUGAUCUCUGAAUGUCAGAAAUUUAUUCAUUAGUUUAUUGUUAAUUUACUCCCUAAGAAAAAGGAAUUACAGAAAUCUUUGUUUACUUACUCCUUACUAAUUCAUACUGUCAGCUUUCCAUAAAUAAAGUUUCACAUUUAUUGAAUAAUCGAGAUGGCUGGUCAAGAGAACAAUAAAACAAAUGGAGACAGCGCUGAAGAUAAUAUGGAAAUAGAACCUACGACCCAAGAGCAAAACAGUGAUGAAAAUUUAAACGAAGGUCCGUAUGAUUGGACUCUUCAUCAUUAUAUAUUCGACAAAAAAUAUCAAGUACAAAUAAAAGAAGAGGAAAAGGACCAAUCUGAAGUACAUGGAUUACGCAUAUAUACAGAUGGCUUCUAAACUGAGAACGGUUCAGGAGCCGGAGUCUUUUCCAAGACAAAUAACAAAUUAAUAAUUGAAUGCCACCGGGCACUGAAUAAGAUAUCUUCUAAUAACCGAGUUAUAUUCCAGUAGAUAAGAGGGCACAGUGGAUUUUAUGGUAACGAUGCCACAAACAAGCUAGCUAGAAGUGGUUCUGGAACAAAGGUGGUAAGCCCAUAUCCACUUCUUCCACUUCCGUUCUCGCAAAUUCGUCAAAGAUCCGCGACAUACAAAACCAAAGAUGGAUACAGGAUACAGAUUGCAGACAAUCAAAAUUGGCCUUGCCAACGUUGAAUCAACGACUAUCAAAACGUUUAUUACAUCUAGAUAGGAUAAACCUUAAAAUAAUAAGGACAAUAACGGUCCAUUGCUCAUUAAACAAAUAUUUAUACACAAUAAGAACCACAGACAGCCCUCUAUCUCGAGGCUGUUUAGACGCCAAAGAAACGACUAUCCUGGAAUGUGAGGCUGCGGCCCAUUAACGUUUACAUAUCUUCUAAACAAUGAGGUCGCUCCGUGAGGCCUACGAAGAUUCCAGGAAGUUUCUGUGGUUCUGGGUGGAGCUAGGUUGGCUAUGCUAGCCACGAUUCAUACGCACAAAGG